UUCACAGCUGUUUUAAUUGCGCGCCGGCAAAGGCGAAUGAAAAUACAAUUUAAUCACUUAAUUAAGCGUUUAUUAUGAACGAUAUCAAGCGAUUGAAGGAUCAGCAGCGCGAGAAGCAUCCAGGAUUCGAUGGUUACAUCGACUGCAUGACCCGCUCCCUUUUCACAGGACUCGCCACGUUUUGUUUGAGUUUUUCCGGUACCUAUUUCGCCCAGAAGAUCAUACAAUCCCGCAUUCGCUAUCCGGUUAAGUACAAUAUACUGGUUUCCUCGCUGGUGGCCACCGGAGUGUCCUACCAAACGACUUCGUCCCGCACGAAAUCCUGUCAAGCGGCGUGGAUGGCCUUUGAGGAAAAGCAUUCUGUGCUUAAGGAGAAAACCUUUUAGUUAUAGCAGUUCAUCAGUACAACCCUAGUUAGUCUUAGU
Drosophila subpulchrella is the source of this 425-nucleotide messenger RNA. RefSeq names its product transmembrane protein 141. The coding region runs from base 75 to 386 and encodes 103 amino acids. The record is from RefSeq and is a predicted model, not a curated record. NCBI's taxonomy places the organism in Eukaryota, Metazoa, Arthropoda, Insecta, Diptera, Drosophilidae. The transcript has 2 exons.